Messenger RNA from Candoia aspera, 2114 nucleotides. It is a transcript of the gene SNX7, whose product is annotated as sorting nexin 7. The transcript is spliced from 9 exons. Gene Ontology annotation, cellular component: early endosome; phagophore assembly site. Bases 19 to 1407 code for a protein of 462 amino acids. Lineage: Eukaryota; Metazoa; Chordata; Lepidosauria; Squamata; Candoiidae. Gene Ontology annotation, biological process: endocytic recycling; reticulophagy; protein transport. The record is from RefSeq and is a predicted model, not a curated record. Gene Ontology annotation, molecular function: phosphatidylinositol binding.
CACACAAGCGAGGGAAGGAUGGAGGGCGAGCGGGGCGCGCCGCAGUCGCCGCGGCCGAUCUCCUCCCCUCCCCCUGGUGGUGGGGCGGCGACGGCAGCAGCCCCUGCGUUCGCCGAGUCGCCAGCGCCCCCCGCGGACUCGGCGCGGCCCCUUCUUCUGCCGUCCUCCCCGCAGCUGCUGGAGUUCGACGACGAUGAGGACCUGGAAGUAUUCAGCAAGGAUGUGUCGCUCAUGGAGGUGAACUCGUUCAGUCCUUUGAUGCCAACAUCUCCGUCUUCGAUGAUAAAUCAGUACAAAUUUGAGGACGAACCAGAAGGAAAGGAUCUUUUCAUAACAGUUGAUGAACCAGAAAGCUAUAUUACUGCCAUUGAGACAUUCAUCACCUACAGAAUUGUCACUAAGACAACCCGUGGUGAAUUUGACUCCAGUGAGUAUGAAGUUAGAAGACGCUAUCAGGACUUUCUUUGGUUGAAAGGAAGACUUGAAGAAGCCCAUCCAACACUUAUUAUUCCUCCAUUGCCUGAAAAAUUCAUAAUGAAAGGAGUUGUGGAACGAUUUAAUGAAGAAUUCAUUGAAACAAGAAGGAAAGCUCUGCAUAAGUUUUUAAACCGGAUUGCUGAUCAUCCUACUUUAACUUUUAAUGAGGACUUCAAAAUUUUUCUUACUGCACAAGCCUGGGAACUUUCAUCUCACAGGAAGCAGGGCCCUAGCUUACUUAGCAGAAUGGGACAAACAGUCAAGGCAGUGGCUUCAUCAAUACGAGGCAAUGCUGUGAAAAACCGCCCAGAAGUAUUUACAGAAAUGAGUGACUACGUGGACAUAUUUAACCAGAAAAUCACUCUGUUGGACAAAAUCUCCCACCGAGUUUACAAAGAAAAAAAAGACUAUUUUUAUGAAAUGAAGGAAUUUGGUCCAAUUCACACCCUGUGGUCUGUCUCAGAAGAAGAUCUGGGAGAUACGUUGAAAGGAAUGGCUACCUGCAUUGACCAGUGUUGCAAAGCUACUGAGAAAUGGAUGGCAGCACUGCCUGAAAGCUUCUUCCCUGUUAUACAUGAAUAUUUGCUUUACAGUGAAAUACUAAUGGGUGUUUUGAAAAGAAGAGACCAGAUCCAAGCAGAGCUGGAUUCCAAAGCUGAUGCUAUAUAUAAUAAAAAGGCUGAAAAUGGCCUGUUGCCUGAAGAGAUUGGAAAACUUGAAGAUAAAUUAGAGUGUGCCAAUAAUGCUCUGCAAGCUGACUGGGAUAGAUGGAAGCAAAGCCUGCGUCUUGAUAUGAGAUCAGCAUUUAGCAGUGUGGCAGAAAAUAGUCUCCAUUAUUAUGAACAGUGCCUUGCUACCUGGGAGUCCUUCUUGACAUCUCAAAGUGCUGCAGACAUUACCUUGGAAGAAGAAUCUGAAGAUCAGUCUUGAUUGUUCAUCCUCCGCUGAAAUGUUCUUCAUCAAAGAAUUGCUUUAUAUAUGAGAUGAAAUUCAUUUAUUCUAUAUAACUAUUAAGAUUCAACAAUGGGAGAGUAAGCUUACUAAAGUCUCAGGUAUUCUAUUAUCCUAGACUUUAUUUGAAUCAUGGUUUGUGUGUUUUUGGGGGGGAGUGAGACCCAGUUCAGAUGUAACAGUAACCAAAUUUAAUGCUGUGGGGACAAGUUUAAUACUUCAUCUCAUGCCUUCCUACCUUCCUUCCUUCUAAGUAUAAUUAGAAGAUUAGAAAUUUUCCCUUCAGUUUUAGAUUAUGGUUUGGGUUUAAUAUUAAGCUAUAGUUAAACUGGUUAACCAGUUUCUGAGACAGUGAUUCAAAGUUAAGUUGUUCCAGUGAAAUAUAUUUAGGUUUACUUGAGUUUAUUCACAAUAAACUCAGAAGAAGCAAUGUGAGAGAGACAUUAUGUUCUUUCUUGUAACAUUAAACUAUGGUUGUAACACCUUACAACUAUGAUCGUAGCACUAAACUAUGGGUUGUAACACUUUCUUGUAAUACUAAACAAUGGUUAUAUCCAAACUGGGCCACUGGGGUGAGAAUAUGAUUGCCAGCAUUUUUCUGGAGAUAAUUCUUUUUUUUAAUACUGCGUAAUUUGAAUAUAAGAUAUUUUAAAUAUGCAUUUUAAUAAUAAAAAGUUUAAUAGGAA